This is a messenger RNA of Camellia sinensis, 1348 nucleotides long. RefSeq names its product eukaryotic translation initiation factor 2 subunit alpha homolog. NCBI's taxonomy places the organism in Eukaryota, Viridiplantae, Streptophyta, Magnoliopsida, Ericales, Theaceae. Gene Ontology annotation, cellular component: eukaryotic translation initiation factor 2 complex; eukaryotic 48S preinitiation complex. Gene Ontology annotation, biological process: translational initiation. Gene Ontology annotation, molecular function: RNA binding; ribosome binding; translation initiation factor activity. The record is from RefSeq and is a predicted model, not a curated record.
GCCCUUAUUUUUAAAACUCUCUUCUUCUCUUUCUCCCCACACGACGAUCGCCAAUAGAAACCCUAGAACACAGACCAAUCUGUGCCGGCGGCGAAGGCACCAAUGGCGACGAACAUGCCAAACUUAGAGUGUCGAAUGUACGAAACUCGGUACCCGGAGGUGGACAUGGCGGUGAUGAUUCAGGUCAAGAACAUCGCCGACAUGGGGGCCUACGUCUCACUUCUCGAGUACAACAACAUUGAAGGCAUGAUCCUCUUCUCCGAGCUCUCUCGCCGCCGCAUUCGCAGCGUCAGCAGCCUCAUCAAGGUCGGCCGCAUCGAGCCCGUCAUGGUCCUCCGCGUCGACAAAGACAAAGGCUACAUCGAUCUCAGCAAGAGGAGAGUCUCCGAAGAGGAAAUUCAGACCUGUGAAGAGAGGUACAACAAGAGCAAGCUCGUUCAUUCGAUUAUGCGUCAUGUCGCCGAGACUAUGAUUCUCGAUCUCGAGGAUUUGUACAUUCAUGUUGGCUGGCCUUUGUACCGAAAAUAUGGUCAUGCUUUUGAGGCAUUCAAGUUAAUUGUUAAUGAUCCUGAUUCAGUUCUUAAUUCCCUCACCCGUGAAGUUAAAGAAACUGGCCCUGAUGGAAAGGAGGUGACUAAAGUGGUUCCUGCUAUGUCAGAGGAAGUUAAAGAUGCGUUAAUAAAAAACAUUAGGAGAAGAAUGACUCCACAGCCAUUGAAGAUUCGGGCUGAUAUUGAAAUGAAAUGUUUCCAGUUUGAUGGUGUUCUUCACAUUAAGGAAGCCAUGCGGAAAGCUGAAGCGGCUGGCAAUAAAGAUUGCCCAGUGAAAAUUAAACUUGUUGCUCCUCCAUCAUAUGUUCUUAAUACCCAGACACUUGACAAGGAACAAGGCAUAGCAAUACUUAAUAAAGCAAUUCAAGCAUGCUCUGAAGAAAUAGAGCGGCACAAGGGAAAACUUACUGUAAAGGAGGCAGCUAGAGCAGUGAGUGAACGGGAGGAUAAACUACUUGCUGAACACAUGGCUAAGCUAGGUCGUGAAAAUGAAGAGGUGAGUGGCGAUGAAGGCAGUGAAGAGGAGGAAGAUAUCGGAAUGGGAGAUAUUGACUUGGAGAACUCUGGCACUGGGAUAGCAGAUUGAGAAUGCAACUUAGGUGAUGACUGAGAUUUUUUUUAUUUUAUUUUUUAAAAAUCUUAUACUGUUACCUUUACUUUUCAACUCGCGAGUGUCUGAACUGAUGUAGAAAACCUGUGUCAAAAGUAACCGCGUUGGUCAUUUUUGAUUUGGCCUAUGUUGGCCAGUGUUCUCUUUUUUGCCAAUAUGAUGUUAAUUCAUUUGCAUUACUGUUCAA